AUGGCGGAAGCUCCACGCAACACGAAGUUACCUUCAGGUUUUGAUGAGGAGUUUGUGUAUGACGUUGAAGAUGACUUUCUUUGCUUAAUUUGUCAACUGCCGUUGAAGGAGCCUGUACUUACAAGAUGUGGUCACAGAUUUUGUAAUGCAUGCCUUGAGGAACAUUUGAGAAGGUACGCGUUAGCGACUGAAUUCUAUUUAAUGCUGAGUAUAACUUUGAUCCGAAAGCUUGCCACCCUCAAAGUAAAGUACGAACUCCGGCACUGCGUUCCAGUAAACACCCGGACGUCUCGUCAGCGAAGAACCGAAGUUCAUUUACUGAGGCAGACGACACUCUUACCUUAGUAGAUUUAUUAGUCGAAGACAAUGGCAUUCAAGUCGUUCUAGCUAAAUCUUUUCAAUAGGGGACUUAAUUGAUACAUUCGUGCCCUUUAGUGACCACUCUAGAUAUGUCAUUGGCAUAGUAAUCAGUUACGCUUGUUUUCUAUUUAUCUACUUUUGUAAUGACAAAAUGUUUUUCUUUUCCUCUGUUUAGAGAUGAGCAGCCAUUGUUCGCUGUCAUUGAUCUGUUCAGGAAUGCAGACAAUCUGGUUUCACAUGACAGCAAUGGUUGCUCUUGCGUAACCUGGCCCUCUAGCCUGCGUGUAGACGUCUCCUUUUUUCUUGAAAACAAAGCGAAGACAAAGAAAUAAAGAUGUCUGCACGCGCGGUACUGAUCUUCCUAUAAACGGAACAUAAACUUUAUCAAAUAUUGAAAAAAUGCAUUACGCGCUACUGUGGAUUUUAAAGAUAUGCUCAGAGAGCCUGUGCUAAAUCGUUAAAUAUCAGUUAUUCUAUUUUGUGUCGAAUAGGAUAGAAACCUUGAAGUGUUAGUAGUCGACCUUGAAAGCUAAGCUUUACAAAAUUUGUUAGUAUCGAUGUGAUUGGAAUUUAUGCGCAAGCUUUAAUGUAUUUUAAAAGGGAACACUGGUCUUUGAACAAACGUUUAAACCAUAUUUGAAAUUAAUUGCUUUUAGACACAUUUUACACUUUCAAACCACUAGCUCCUAACAAAGAUGGUGUAUGUACCGCUUUUCAUCUGUUUAUUUGUUUAUUUAUUCAGACAAGAAGCUCAGAACCAGCCUUACACUUGUUCCGCGGAUAGGAAAGGCCUGGACCGAGACCGGGUAAAUCACUUUCAUCUCCCUUGUAACCUCUUUGUCUAUUGCGUUUUGGUCUUGUCACUUUUUUUACUUAAAGCUUGAACGCAAAAUGAAGCAUACAGGGUUAAAAAAAAAUGUGAAACGGGCUGUCACCAAGUGACAAAACACGAUAUCUUUUAAGCUUUUGGAGCAAGGCAGUCGCAUCCACCCAUUGACAAGUUUUUAUUCACGAAAAUGUGAGAUUUAUCUCAAAUAAUAAUAACGGUCAUCAUCAUCACCAUCAUCAUCCUCAUCAUCAUUGUUUUCAUCAUCACCAUCAACAUAAACGUUGGCUAAAGAAUUAUAUAAAAAACCGUCCUUUAAGUCGAAGACAGUUCAUAGAGGCACCUAUUUACAGAGGAUUUUUAAACCCCUCUUUGUUAACACGUUUUCCACAGUUCCCAUGAUCCUUUUCUAUUACAACACUUAAAGAUUCAUAUUGGAUUGAUCUUGAACACUUCGUUUAAUUUUCUUUCUAAUUGAACUGUAGGAUAUAUUUCCUGACAACGCAACAGGAAGGAAAAUUUUGUCAAUGGUGAUCAAAUGCCCAAGUGACGGUUGUUCGUGGACUGGUGAGCUGAGAGACAAAGAGGUAAAAACUCAAAGCAAAAAUCAUAUCUAAGGAGCGGUGGAUAACUUGAUCAUUUCCAAGUUGAGUAGGCCCCAGUCUCUUUCAGUCACUUUGAUACUGAAUGAAUCAAGUAUUUUACUUGUGGCGUUACGUUGCUAAGCGUUCUGAUGACUGAAAGUAUGGAGGUCGGGUAAAUAACAAAUGUGGAGGGGUAAAAGCUCAGAUUCGUAGAGUCAGUUUUGGCCUCUACAAGUCUCCCAGUCUGUUGCAUAAUCGUUAUCAGAACAGAUGAUUCAGCUGAAUUACAACAAGUCAAAAAAGACUUUUUCGUCACGCCCUCUGCAAAAAUAGACCUUUUUAGCUUGUAUGUUUUGUUUUCCCAUUUCAGUCCAGGUGAAGAUACCCCUCAGAACUGUUUCUUUCGAAUGUUAUCAUAUGAUGCACAAGAGAGAAUGAGCUGAUUCAUUCUUUCUUGGCAUGCAUUUAUGAAAAAACAUGAUACAUUCGGUUGUCAAAAGUGACACAGACUAUUCUCAAUUAUUCGUUAACGAGCAUCCUCAUGAAUGUUAGCUAAUUUCUCAACUGGCAUCGAAACUAAGACAUUUGGUAGUUAGGCACUCAAGAAGAAAAAUGAAAGAGAUCUCUUUUUCUCUAGUGAUCUUUCAAUUCUCACAUGUUGUUACUUUUUAAAACAGGCUCACCUGCAAGCUUGCCUGUUUAGAAUUGUUACUUGCACCAACGAAAAUUGCCAGGCGACCGUGAAAAGAAAAGACUUGGAACAACACGUUGCAAAUACGUGCGAAUGGAGGAUCAUAGAAUGUGAAUACUGUGAAGAACCACACCCAAAGAAGCACUUGCAGGUAAACCCUCCGCCACAGCUUUCAGCUGACGACAUGAAUACCUCUUUCGACUGAUCUUGACUUAGCUCUGUGAGUGAAACUUUUUAUUUGUCGCCGUAGCACCGUGGAAGUGGCCCAUGGCUGCCGGCUUGAAUCAAACCUCUCAGGCAGUUUAUGGUAUUUCAUAAGAAGGAGAACAAUGAGCAAUAUAGGUAUCAUUCUGUAUUUCCAUUUGUCUCACAUUUCAGUUUUUUUAGGGUGCGUUCAAUUGAUCGUAUUUCGGAAUCAUUCCGCAAUAGAUAGCUUUCAUAGUGACGUCAUCAAAUUGUAAAGUCAAAUAGCGAGAUUUUAAGAAUUCUUAUUUACACUAGGUUGAAGAUAAACAAAAAGUAAAUCUUUCAUUCCCGUAGCAUGUUUCAUUUUGAAAAGUACAGCAAUUUGAACUUCCGAGUUUUCACAGUGCGUGACACCAAAAUAGGAAUGCUGUCUCGUUGAAAAAAAGUAUGUCCUCUUGAUUUUCAGCAGUAUAACCAUUCCAGUUAUUAGAAGAUAUUUUUAUGCGCACGUAUGCUAGUUCUCGAGAGAAAAGAGGGAGCUUUUAUAGAAAAAGUGAACUGCAGAUGUUUUUGUUGAUUUUCGGCGGCCAUAUUGGUGCACCAAAACUGUGCACCAAUAUGGCGUCUCCAUACAAAGCUCUACAAAGGUGCGUGAAACGUUUCGGCAAAUAACUCUGAAACUGUGGGCAACAAAGACCUGAGACUUGGACAAAUUGUUUAUAUAUUAGUCUUUUAUAACAUUUCAUUUUCUUCACCUCUUCUACUGGACGGUUUCCAAUUUAUUUUUUUGUUGCGUGACAGUGAAAACGAUCUAUACAAAAAGUUUUGUCAUAAUUAUCUUGUACCGUGAUUUUUGGAUUACGUACAUAUUACAUACAUCGGAAUAUUUCGAUUCAAGCAGAUUUCUAAAUAUUGCAAUGCAAUGAAUGCCAAAACAAAUGACUUCUAGAAUUUAUUCUUGGAUUCAUUCUUAUUCCGAAAUACAGUCAAUCGGACACCCCCGUAGUUAGCUUUUGAAUACAGUCACCCAUGCUCAAAAUGGCAACGAUUACUCAGUAAUAAGCAUUUCGUCAUUUUUAAAGACAAAAGAACAAACUGGUUAAGAAGCUUUGAAUAGUGGCACAGUAGCUAACGCCCUGUAGCACUUUCAUUGACUUUUUUCCAAUGGGAAUAUGCAGUCCUCCGAGAAGCCGAUUAGGAAACUUACAAUAACUUAGGCAAAAAUUUGGUUUGGGGUAGGGGGGAACUGAGUGUAUUAUGGGGAAGUGUAAAAUAGAGACUUGGGUAGUGCACAAAAGGAUUAGUUUUAUAGUUAUUUGUGUUUUUGCAGGAUCACCUGGAAAGGUGCAGUAAGAUUCCACUUGCUUGCCCUAACAGUUGUGGAGAUUUCAUUUCCAGAGAAAUGGUACAUGCAUUUUAUUGUAAUUUAAUUUAGUGACGUCAUUGAUGGUAUCGCAUAGUUUCAUCCAGGCAUAACUACUUGAUUGUCUUGGCAGUUAAUUUAGAUCGAUUUUCCCUUUAAAUAGACAACAAAUACCUCAAAGCGUACAAAUAAACUAGUUAUAGCUGUCGCUGAGUGCCAACGGACAACGAUUUUACCUAUACGCGUGCCGAGGUGAGUGCAAUUCCGACUUUACACAGCAAAUUUUGUCGAGAUAUUGAAGUUCGUGUUUUUGUCCGAAGUUGCGUAAAUUGCGUAACAUUUUGCGUAAAACUAAGCAAACUUAAAGUGCUCAAAAAAUCAUAUUUAAGUCCGCGAAUAUUCAACGUCCAAACCUCUAUUUGGUCUCUUUUUAAAGCUAAAAAAAAUUUAUGGUGUGCCAAUGAAGCCUUCCGAAUUAUUUUGCUUCAAAGACGCAAAUGAUUUCGCUGCGUUUUUAUUUUCCUUAGCGGCAUGUAAUAAAAAAUUCCAGCGGGCAAAUGCGACAGAUAUUGCAUAGGAUGGAAAUGAUCCACCCGACGAUUGGUUGAAGACGGAAUGAGCACGGGACUCACAAACACGCACACGGCUCGUGGAUUCUCUGAUCUGUAUCACCUGUUCGUUCGAAAACAAUGCAUUUUCUGUCCCGCAUUACGUCAUGGUUGCCUUACAUUACUCUAUGUUACAUCGAUUCGAGAUUUUUUCUGCCCCUGGAACAAUCGCACACGGCUCUAUUAGGCUGCCGCCUCGCAACCUCGCGUCUUCGCGAGGCUGCUCGUUGGCAAUAAAACAAAUUAUAUGUACACUACGGUGGAAACAAAUCGAUAUGCUCGUAAUCCUUAAAGCGUUGUGAUUAACCGAAGCUGGUUAAUGUUAUACAAAUAUACAAGCUGAAUAUAGAAAAUGUAAAUUUCUUUCAGACCUUAUAACCUCAUCUGCGGGCAGUCCAUCGGGUCCGGAGAAACUGCACGACCCGCAGUGUUUUUGAGGGCGGGCGGAAGGGACUUGAAAACGUUAGUUGUACAGUUUCUCCCGACGGACCCUUCUGGAUUGCCCCCAGAUCUCCGAAGAUAAACUGGGUCCUUUAAUUGAGUCAGUAUAUUGUCCUUUCUGCAUUCCUAUUAGCAUCAAAUUAAGAUAUGGGGAAGUCAUCCCCGAGGAGCAGAGUUGUUGCAGGAGGCUAACGAAAUAGGUGCCAAUAAGACCGCAAGCAGAGGCGGGAGGGUGGGACGACUUCACCUGUUACGCUUAGUUGGCAAACGAUAAUAUUUGCAUAAUCAUUCAACCUUAAAUAAUGCUAGUGACGGCAUUUGGAAGGCUACUAAUGAAGCAAAAGAAAACGUUUUCCGUGUUUGCAUAGCCUGAUAUAAACACGAGAGGUGUUGGGAGAAUUCGAGACCGUUAUGCAAACCUGAGGCGAAGUCGAAGGUUUCCAUACCUGUCGAGAAUUCUCCCAACUCCUCGAGUGUUUAUAUCAGGAUAUGCAAACACAGGAAAAACGUUUUCUCUUGCUUUUAUAAAACAACUUCCCGAGAAAAAAAGUAAAAUUGUCUUGUUUAGAGUAAUGAUUAAAAGACAAAUUCUUACCAGUCGCGAAGUCUUGUACACGAAGCUUGUACGCGUAAUCAGUCCUUGUAUUGCAAAAAAGAUGCUUUCCAAAAUACGGGUUUUCCUCGCUUAAAACGUCAGCUCAAGCGAAAAAAAAUUGACAAAGCAUGUUUCUAAAGAUCAUCCAAGUUUCAGCCGACGAGGAAAUGGGUAAAUAAAGUAAACUUGUCGAGGUUUUCAACUCAAAACCUUUUUCAAAUUCGCGCUUGCGUGAUUGGCGCGCGAAAAGCAAAACAUCUUGACGUCACAACCAUGUCUACAUACUCUCACGCAAACACGCCUCUCGGCCAAUCAGAGCACGUGUACUAUCUUAGUUAUUUUAUAAAUAUUUAUGGUUGAAUAGUUCGCUGAUUUAAUUUUAUCCUUUUCUUUUAGAUUCCAAAUCACAUUGAUAACGACUGUUCUUUGUCCUUAGUCUCCUGCCCGUAUGCUCAGAUGGGAUGCACUGCAAAGGUUUGUCCUUGAUCAUUUAAUACAGUAAUGAAUUUAACAGAGAUUUAAUACAUUGUAAAUUGUACAUGUUCAACAGCGAUGCGCUAAAAAUUCAACUCCGAUCGUUUUUCUUUAUUAUCAGGUGACGCCUUUCAGUUCUUUCACCAGCGAUUACAUCUACACCCCUCCCCCCACCUUUGGCACUUGGACGAUUUUUAGGCAAACGAACUUUUACACGCAUAAGACUCCAACAUUUCUUAAUAUAAGUAAAAGUUUGGGUAAAUACACUAUUUUUCUAAGAUAAUAUGUCUUCUUUCUGCAGUUUCAGCGCAAAAACGUAGAUUCACAUCUUCGUUCAUCCAUUCAAGAGCAUCUUGACUUUGCCUGUGUUAAACUUAACAGCACACAGGUUCAGUUGGAUGUAACACAAGCUCAGUUAAGGUUAACCCAGGAUCAGUUAAGAGGUACCCAAGAAACAACAAGAAAUCUUGAGGAGAAAUUAGGGGCACUUCAAAGGCAGAUAGAUAUGAAAGCCAUUACAGAUAAAGAUGGUGGCAACACACGUUUUAUUUGGAAGAUUAAAUGGUCCAGUGAAAGUCUAAAGCAAGCAAAGGAGGCAUGGACGAAAAGGAUAGAAAGUGAUCCAUUCUACACUGGACGUUAUGGCUACAAAUUAAAAGUCUUUGCUUAUCGUCACUUCACCGGAUACCAUUUACUACCUAUAGAGCCGCAUCUCUCGAUCGGUAUUGUUUUAAUGGAAGGCGAAUAUGAUGACAUGUUACCCUGGCCUUUCAGCAAGAAAAUAACGUUCACAAUAAUUGAUCAAAAUGAGGAUCUCGAAAAAAGACAAAACCAUGUUGAUUAUUUGAGGCCAAGUAAAAGGAAAGUUUCUUUAGAAGCGCCAGAAAAGUUAUUCUCAGAAAGACCAGGAGGAAAGUUGAAGUUGGUAGUUGGAGGUGAGCUACCGUAUUUUAUAUCUCAUUGGAAACUUCUAACAAGGCGCUACAUUGUAAAUGACACUCUGUUUCUUCAGGUCGAUGUGGGACCUAAUGACUAGUGUUAUCACGUUGUUCCGUUUCUUUUCAAGUGAAUCAUGAAAUAAUUUAUUCACUCCACAGGUCAAGAAACUGGAGGCCUUUUCUUGAGGCCUUUUCUAAAGAAAAGGUUAUUUGCGUUUUGGUAAACGCCCAUUUUGAGCAUACUGCUGAAAUGAGAACUUAUUUUACAUGAACUGCUUAAAGGCUUAAUUUGUAAUCAUUUCUUGUAAAUAAGCUCUGCCAAUCUAGAAAAUACGGAAAGUCCAACCUGUAUUAUAUUUUGUUUUAAAAGUGCUCACUUGCCCUUAUAAUAACUGUAAACUGACCUGUAUUCAGUGGUAGCGAUUACUUUUUUCAUUUUCCUCAUUGAUAUUAAUGAUGUACCAUAUUGAUACACUAGUUACAUUCUGUGCGUGGUGUUUUAUGGUCUUUUCUUUCUUUUCCUUUUGAGCAAAAGAAGAAGAAAACGCUUAAGUUGAUCGAAUCCGUAUAAAACUGUCAACCCGUUUUCAGCGGUCAUUUUGACCAAUCAACAUACUUCUCCCUAAUUAUCUCCUCACUUGUGAUAAAGAUUAAUAGGAUGAGUAUCAAAAAGAAGAUCUCUUUCAUUUCACUACGUAUACACCAUCAUCAUAAUAGAAGAUUAACAGUUUCUUUUCCGUUAACCCAGUUACAAAUACCUAUCCUACACUCGCGUUUGAGGUUAUUUCCGAAGAAUUAGCCUAAAUAGUUUUAUCUCCUAUGACGGGAAAACCUCCUCCCGCGCUAGCUUCCUCACGAAUAAGCAGGUUCCUGCGAAUAAGACCCAUUCCUUUUACCGAAAGUUCGAACAAACAUAUGGACGGUGUAAUCUGUCAGGAUCACGCAUCAUCUGUAUAAGAUUAUUACUUGUGCAGUCACACCCGGAAUGGACAGAAUGGCCGCAGCUAGCUAGAAAUCAAAGCUAAAUUUACUUUACAAGAGCACAACAGGCACAAAACUAUACCUUUACCCUCCACAGGCGCGGAUUCGGGAAUUUGAUAACUCUCAUCCUUUCUCGCGGAAUUGCAGGCAAAAUUUGAAUACGCAGGUGAUUAAGUAACAUAAUUCAUGAUCAGGGCUUAUAACACGUUUGACGCCUUCACUUGUAAACCACGAACUGAAUCAUAUCAGUGUUGCAUGCCAUCAUUUUGUUAGAAAUUUUAGUUUCAAAGCACUUUGUCUAUGAGUAAAGAGAUACAAUCUGUAACUUAAUGACGACUAAAGGGUUGUUCGGAAUCCCUAGUACCACCCCCCUUGAUCCGCCUUUGCUCUACCACUUUUCAUUACAACCGUUGUUCCAGCAAUUCUUUAUAAUUAUAGAAAAACAAGUAAAUAAAAAAGGUCUGUUGAAGUCGUAAAAAUGGGCCCGUUUCGGUGCGGUAAAAUACUGUCGUUCUUUUUUUGGGUAAUAUGUUUUGGCUCCCCUAAUCAGGGCUGCCAGACCACUGCAACUCUUUCAUAAUUCAUUUUCCGAUUACAGUGGCUUUUUUCUUUUCAAAUUCGCUAUGUACAAACUCUUUAACAGUCAAACCCAAAUUUAAGGACACCCGCUUAAUAUAGACACCUCAUUAUUACGGACAGUUUUCUUUGUCUCUGGGGAAAGAAAGCCCUUAAAUUUUCUCUAAAUUCAACCUGCUUAAUACGCACACCCUGUUACAGACGAACUCCACUUUACGAACACCCGCUUAAUACGGACACCUCAUUAUUACGGACAGUUUGCUUUGUCCCUGGGGAAAGAAAGCCCUUAAAUUUUCGCUAAAUUCAAUCCGCUUAAUACGCACACCCUGUUACAGACGAACUCCACUUCACGAACACCCGCUUAAUACGGACACCUCAUUAUUACGGACAGUUUUCCUUUGUCCCUGGGGAAAGAAAGCCCUUACAUUUUCCCUAAAUUCAACCCACUUAAUACGGACACUUUCUAUGGACCCUCAGUGCCCGUAUUGACGGACGGAGUUUGACUGUAAUUCUUUACAAGCUAGAUAAUCUGCUCUCAAAAUAGUUGAAGAAGCAAUACUCAUUGUAAUAAACAGUGCUCAGGAAAGACAGGAAUAAACCCUAAAGGAUUUUCUAUUACAUUUUUAUCCAGUAAAAUACUGACUUUUAUCGAUUUAGUCUGCGUAGCAAGCGUUUCCGUGCUGUUUCGGAGCAAAGAAAGACCAAGGAACGAGAUUCGCGGUUUUGGCCGCGCGAGAAAUGAAACGAGAGCCACCCGCUUACUCGCGCCAUUCUUCCCGCGGUCUUUGUUGGGCGGUCUUUGACUCUCGAAAUAGCACGGAAACGCUUGCUACGCAAGCUUUUAUCGAUUAGAAGAUCACUCGUUGCAAAAUUGAUGGGAAAAACGUAGACACGAAAGAAAACAACAAAAUACAAAAAUUAAACGAUUGAGGAGACGAGGUUCUUUGGGCUGUUGUUCGUACAAAAAAUACAUCGUUAAACUAAAUUCUUAAAAAUUGCCUUUCCAGCGGCUCAACAAUUGCAACCUUGAUAAAAAUAGUAUUAUCCUUGAUAAAGCUGCGAGAAUACAACUCCUUGUGAAACACAAACUCUCACACGCCACAGGCAGGUUCCGACGAUUGACUUGGUCUUGCUAAUCCUUCAGCGUUAAGCUGUAGUUCUUGCCUCAAAUGUCUUCUCUUCUCAACCAAAUAAUAUUGAUCAAGCAAGGUAAACAUCACCGAGUCUUGAAAUGGCCAUAAAAGAAGUCCGUCAUACUCUCCGACCAGAACCCUGAGGUAGAUUGACAUAAAAUUCCCUUUUUCCUGAUCAAGGGUGUCAUUGGUAUGGUAACCAUCAGGGUACAAUUCCAACACAAAUUUGUAACCGUUACGAGAUGAAUAGAACGGUUCACUAACUAUCACCCUUUGUUCGUUUCUUUGAGCAGCCGCCAUGACCGAUGAAAAGUUUGAUAUUUUCCAGAUAAAGGGGCAAUUCUGUAAGCGUUCCAACUUUUCUUCAAGAAACGAUAUCUUCUGAGCCUGUUCUUGAAUUGUCUCGGUCAAGGUAGCAACUCCUUUGCAGGCCAAGUGAAGAUGAGUGUCUUUCACGGCAUCAAGAUGAACUUGCAUAUCACGCCUUUGAAACUAAUGAAAUAAAACGUCAUCAUAUACUAUAUCAAUUUGCUGUUUAUGCCAGUUAUAGUGUUUUGUUAUGUUAUCCUCACUGCUCACCACAUAUACAGUAACCCUUUAACAUUCAUAUAACGAGGACAUCAGAAGUCUUGACAUCAGAAUGCACAGUUCAAUUAGCGAUUAUUAUCAAGCAAGUGUGACUAUAUCUACGUUAAUAGGGUAGCUGCACAUAAAGAAAGUGGUGACGUGGUGGUACUUUGGCCUUUUUGUGUUGCUGUUACAGCGGCCUUUUAAGCUAAUUCCCUUGAAAAGGAUGUACUACCCAGAUUUUUUUCAAACUUGAUCCAAUUGUCAGCCGUAUAUAGGACAUUCAAAAACUGCAAUAAAACGAUGGGAUCACCUUGUUAUUUUCGCCCUGUGUGCCCGUGAGUGUUGUUUCCUAGUUGCGCGCUAAGUAUUCGAAAGUUCAACAACCGUCAAAAUUGCUACCCUGUUAUUCAUAUAGCAAAUAAAAUGAAUCUUACCAAAACAUAAAACCUGUUUGUUUGUCUGGGCUAUAAUUUUUCAGUAAGAUGACUUCAAAUUAUUCGAUUUGAAAAACUGAAGAGAAAUGGACAGUUUGAACAUUAUCUCCUUUUUCUCUAUGGCUCUAAUGUGUAGUUUCACGUCAUUCUUAUCUAAAAAUUUACAACUUCCACUAUCCAGAUUUUUUCUCUUCAAGAUAUACUUUUUGUGUGGCUCUAACGAGUAAACAACACGAAUUAAAAAAGGGGGCACCGUCCUCGUUUCAUCGCAAAAAGACAACAAAGGAACAAUUUUGGCUUCAAAUGAUCAUUUUGCGCGAAGGGACUGGGGCCAGUUUCAAGAAAAACACCUUUUAAACCGUGUAGAGAUAUUAAAACCCUUUUGACCACAAAAAGGGCCUUCGUGCGAUAAAAAUCGUCGCUACCUUUGAGGUCACAAUGUUAUGCGCAGUAGGCGAUGGGCAGUGCAAAACAUAGGAAUUUUAAGAUAUUUGAAAGAUAGGAGAAUCUGGUUUGGUCCUGGUGUUUCUGUGCUUGUUUAAGCAAGAAAUUAGACUUUCUCACGGUUUAUCCAUUCGACCGUUCGAUGUAGCAGCCCUCUACCCCUAAAACAUUUUUUAUGGUCUCUCUCGGUUGAGAGAUUCACAGCUGCCUAUUAAAUGCGAGAUCAUCUGCGUAUGAAAUUAGUUUCGCAAAAUGGCCGAAGCGCCACCUAGCAUGCAGUUACCAUCAGGUUAUGACGAGGACUUUGUGUUUGAAGUUGAAGAUGAUUGUCUCUGCUUAAUUUGUCAUCUGCCGUUGAAGGAGCCAGCUCUUACAAGAUGCGGUCACAGAUUUUGCAAAGUAUGCCUCGAGGAACAUUUGAAAAGGUACGCCUUUCUGACUUAAUUCUAUUGAAUGUUGAGCGUUGGAGUAACUUUGAUCUUUUGAUAAGUGGAGUACGAGUUCCAGCACUGUGUUCCUGUCAACAUCUCAAUUUUACGCAGGUUACGGACAUUUCGUUAACGAACAAAGACGGACUUCAUUUUUUGACUCAGACGGCAGUCGCCCCAAUUUAGUCGAUUUAAUAGUUGAAGGCCAUGUCAUUCAAAAUGAGGAGAAAUAAAGCUAAAAGAUCUGUUAAUAUCGAUAGAUUCGUGCACUUUAGUAAGCACUUUAUUGGUACAGUAGUCAGGUAAACUUGUUUCCUAUUUAUCAACUUUUGUAAUGAGAAAAGUGUUUUUCCUUCCUCUGUUUGGAGAUAAAGUAGCCAUUGUACCGUGUUACUCAUCUGUUCAAGAAAUGCAGACAAUCUGGUUACAAGUGACCCAUGCAUGGCAAUAAAUCAUGUUUGCUCUAGCUUAACCUGGCCUUCCUAAAAGAGCAUAGCAGUUUAUAAAAUUUCUAACAUAGAUCACACGCUUCUGUGGAUCUAUGCUCGAAAGGCCUGUGCUUAGUCGUUAAAAAUUAGCCAUUAGUAGUCGCCAGAAAAAAAAUUUAUAUCAUGGCGGAUGUAGUUGGUUGCACGAUUCCGGCUAUUAUGUGUCGAAUAGGACAGAAACUUUGAGUUGUUCACAGCUAAGCUUUACAACUUGCAAACGUAACCUUAUGCGUAAUUAACGGUUACUUUGCACAUUUUUUUGUGUGUCGAUGUGAUUGGCCUUUUAUACGUAUGUUUCAAUGCUUUUAAACGGGAACACUUCACUGACUGGAACAAAACUUGAGUUUAACUAAAUCUGAAAUUAAUUUCUUUAAUUUAGACAAAUUAGUUAACACUUUUUUAAAAACACGCUUGCUUCUAACAGACUGGUAUUGACCCCCCUCAGUUUUGAUACGUAAUUUGCAUCUUUAUUUUUUCGUCUAUUUAUUUGUAUAUUUAUUCAUUUACACAUUUAAAUUAUUGCCUCUCACACCGAAAAACAGACAAGAAGCUCAGAACCAGCCUUACACUUGUCCUGCAGAUAGGGAAGGCCUGGACCGAGACCGGGUAAAUAACUUUCAUUUACCUUGUAACCUCUGUGUCUAUUGCGUUUUGGUCUCGUCUAUUUUUUUACUUAAAGCUUGCAUGCAAAAUGAAACAUACAAGGUAAAACUGCGAACAAACUAUUUAUUAGAACAAGACAGUCGCAGACACGCAUUAACAUUUGUUUCCAUUGAGGACAAUGUGAGAUUAAUUUCACAAGUAUUUCAGCAAUUCGAAGCAAGGCCAUUCUCGUCCCCAGAGCCCGUCGUUUCUUGAUCACGUGGUCUUGAAACGAGGUGUUCGUUACAAAUUAAGCCGAGUGGCUCUGGGGAAGAGAAUGAAGCAAGGCCACUUUCGAAUAAUAGUAAUAGAAUAAUAAUAAUCAUCAUCAUCACCACGAUAUUCAUAAUAAAGAUCUUACGUUCUAAUCAAACGUUAAAGCUUACAAUGUACUAAAGAAAUAUGAAAAAAAAUGUCCUUUGAGUCAAAGAGGCAUCUAUUAAUUCUGACAUCAAGAGAGUAUUUUUUAAAUUUCUCCGUGUUAACACGUGUUCCACAGAUUCCCAUGAUCCCUUUCUAUUACAACAGUUAAAGAUUCAUAUUCGAUUGAUCUUGAACACUUCGUUUAAUUUUGUUUCUUGUUGUUCUUUAGGAUGUAUUUCCUGACAAUGCAACGGGAAGGAAAAUUUUGUCAAUGGUGAUCAAAUGUCCAAGUGACGGUUGUUCAUGGACUGGUGAGCUGAGGAACAAAGAGGUAAAAAAUCAAGAGCAUCAAUUAUAUCCCAGGCACCGGGUUGAUUCAGUUCGUGUUAAACAUGAUCAUUUCCAAAUUGAGUAGACCCCAGUCUCUUUCACCAGCUUUUAAAACUUACUAAAUCAAGUAUUUUACUUUUUAAUACAGCCCUACGUUUACAUGUGCUACGCGUGUAUUAUGCAACGUGUGGAGGGGUGAAAAGGAAAUGUGGAGAGGUCAAACGCCAGAUUCGCACAGCCGGUUUGUAACUGGAAUGCGCGUGCAAGUCGACUUUUCUGCGCCUGAAUUGUUUAGAUUUCAGGACAAAUGUACACCACAACCUAGACCGGAAUCCGGGAAAUUUUUGCUGGUAAAAUUGGAAUCCGGAAAACAACUCAAGGAAUCGGGAAUCCCACUAAAGCUUGAAAUCCAGAAUCCAAGUUCCACUUACAAUGACUGUAAUUCAGUACAUGGAGGCUCAGUACUGUUUUGAAUUCCCUUACAUGGCGCGAGGGCUGCCUUUAGGCCUUCAAAAGAAUUCCCUUGGUAUUGCAGACAAACACUCUCCGUUAAGUUUUGCACUAGUGUUGUGCAAAUAGGUAAAGUAAACUUCUUUAUGUUGUUAUUCAAGCAGAGGGACUACAACCAUGCAGUAUACCAGAAACCAUGCAAGCAAUGACCACUACACAACCGCGACCCCAAUUAUAUCGUACCCUACACGCUUUCCUCUCUUAAUUCUUCAAAAUGUGUAUUAUUUCAAACAGGCUCACCUGGAGGCUUGCCCGUUCAAAAUUGUUACUUGUACCAACGAAAAUUGCCAUGUGACUAUAAAGCGGAAAGAUCUUGAACAACACGUGACAAACACUUGCGACUGGAAGAUCCUAAAAUGUGAAUACUGCAAAGAACCACAUCCAGAGAGGUGCUUGAAGGUAAAAAGAAUUGAAAAUAACAAAACUACGCUUUCAACUACAUCACGUAUUUUAAACGAAGCUUCCUUUUGCCGUAGUUUUUACAGCUGAUGACGAGUGAGACGCCUCUUUCGUUUGAUCUUGACUUAGCUCAGUUUUGAGCUGAUAUUAGCCUUUCACCGGCUUGUCCGCAGGUAGCGCUGUUUACUACCUCAAACGUGGCUUCACUGCAGUCAAAUGCCCCAGGCAGUGUUUUUUCUUUUAGUUAAAAACGUUUCUUAAGUUAAGAUCUUCCGUUGGGUCAGACGUCGAAUAACUUAGGACCAGUCGAACCAAUCAACUGAAUCAGAUCAAUAAUUAAAAAUUAUUGGAUGAGGUUUCGCAAAAUAUAAUGAUGUGCGAUACACUGAAAAAUCACGAUAUUUUGCGAUAACCGAGUGUCAUAAUUCUUUUAUUACUCGAUCACAAAGGUUGUUUUUCAAUUAUUUGCGAAGCGAUCUGCCAAUUUCAAGCAGGAGCGAUCGCAAGAAGGAGGAAAACGUGGUUUCACUUACGCAUGAGCAGAAUAUCAUUUGUAGCCUAACACAGUUGGAGGUCGUUGCGCGUGAGCAGACUAUUAUUUAAAGGCAGUCAUUUACAGGUAACGUUGUGGGCUCUCGGCCAAUAAAAAGGAAGAAAACUCUGUAUCGAAUGAUAAUACGGUUUAUACAAAAUUUGGCCCGAGAGCGGUCUGUGGGAGUAACAGACUGUAUUACUAUGGGGGAUUGGAAAACAAAGAAUUGAGAACUACAAGAGUUUCACGGCCUGAAAAAAAAUGACGUUUUUCAACCCAAGUGCAAAAGGAUAAAUUAGGUAUUUGUCUUUUUGCAGGAUCACUCGGAGAGCUGCAGCAAGUUUCCACUUCCUUGCCCUAACGACUGCGGGGAUUCAGUUCUCAGAGAAAUGGUAAUUGCAUUUCAUUUUAGUAUGGGUGACUUCACUGAUGGUAGAGUAAAGUAUCUUCGCACUAUACAGCUACGGUUACUCUUCAUGUUUGAAAAAAAAAAAUUAAAUUUAUCUCCAGUCUUCUAUGAGACAACAAAAGCGUCUUGACGUAUACUUACUUACAUCUUACUUCCGGUCGACGCCUAAAAAACGACGAGAAGAAAACUAACCCUAUAGGGCUCGAUCUCUCAUACAACUUUUCAGAUCUUGAACGUUCUAAAGACCAGUAUCCCCAGCAGUGUGUUUAGGUAUGUAGCUGUCGUACUUCCUCUUGCAUUCCUUCCAUGUGCAGGCACCCAUGUUAUCAGCCGUUGCACUGGAGAGCUCUCAUCGCGAAAAACAUUCUCCAGAAAGAGCGAUUCUUCUAUUUUGAAAGGUAGAGGUCACCUCUUUUCACCUCUUCACCGCUUUUCUGACUACCUUAAAGCUCGCUGUUUUUAACCUUGUCCUUCCAUGAUAUGUUUUUCACCAUUUGCAGCAUUCUUAAAUACGAAUCACACGUGAACAACGGAAAGAAGUCUUAGUCCUUUAUCAAGUGCUAUACUAACCUGAUCGAGCAUAUAGAAAAUGUAGGAUUGACCGUGACUAUGACCUUUACUUUGAACUCAGACUUGAUCGACCUUUUCAAAACUGCUGACUUGAUAAAAAGCACUAUCAUGAUGAAAGUUAUGCUAAGCACUGGGUCGUGCAACAUGCAGUCUCACCAAUUAUCAAAAUUCAUACUUGGGUCCAAGGCUUCGGGGUUGAGUCUGGGGGAUCAAUAAUUCAUUUCUUUUGUUCUAUUCCCCUCAGCCUCAAGGCCAAGUAUGAAUUUUAUCCUUUUAACAAUUCGAAACUGGCCAAUUGAAACGGUUCGCUUAUUUGAUUUUAUCAUUUUCUUUUAGAUUCCAAAUCACAUUGGUAGCGUCUGUCCUUUGUCUUUAGUGUCCUGCCCGUACGAAGAAAUGGGAUGUAUUGAGAAGGUUUGUUCUUAAUCAAAUUAAUUCUUAAUUUUAGAGGAUUGAAAACAUAAUACAGUAAACACCAUCUUGUAUGCGGGUGUUUACUGUACGUUGGACAUGAGUCAGGGGCACCCAACGAGAAUAUAGUUCAAAACCACUUAAACAUAGCAUUAUUAAACGUAUUUUUACUUUUUUUUCGUCCUGGCACUAACACAAUUACUAAGCAAACAAAAUUUCAUAAGGCAUAGAGUUGUAAAUAGUUUACACUUUUUGAUGAAUUUACUAUACUAAGCUCUAAGAUCAUUUGUCUUCCUUCAACAGUUUCGGCGCAAAAACGUGGAUUCACAUCUUCAAUCUGCCAUGCGAGAGCAUCUUGACUUAGCAUGUGUUAAACUUAACAACACACAGGUUCAGUUAAGAAAUACCCAAGAAACAACAAGGAAACUUGAGGAGAAAUUUGAAGCUCUUCAGAGGCAACUAGCAAAGAAAGUGGAUACUGAUAAAGAGGGUGGUAACAAACGGUUUAUUUGGAAGGUCAAUCCGGAUCCUCUGCUUCAGGGAGGAAGAAAUAGAAUGCUAGCAAAGGAAAGUGAUGCAUUCUACACUGGAUGUUAUGGCUACAAAUUAAAAGUGGGACUCUCUCUUGAUUAUCGUCGUGGACCUUUAAGUGACUGGACUUUCAAGAUUGUCGUCGUUUUGGUGGAAGGUGAAUACGAUGACAUAUUACCCUGGCCUUUUAGCAAGAAAAUAACGGUCACACUGAUUGAUAAAAACGAGGAUCUCAAAGAAAGGAAAAACAUUACAAAAUAUUUAAGCCCAAAUGGACAUGUGCAGGGAGAUAUAUUCUCCGGAAGACCCAGUCAGUAUUUGAGGCUACGCGAUGAGAUGUUGCGUUUCUCAUCUUACGGAGAACUUCAAACAAGGCGCUACUUUGCAAAUGAGACUCUGUGUUUUCAGGUCGAUGUAGAACCUGAUGACUAG
Porites lobata is the source of this 17249-nucleotide messenger RNA. The record is from the annotation of a GenBank genome assembly. Lineage: Eukaryota; Metazoa; Cnidaria; Anthozoa; Scleractinia; Poritidae.